AAUAGACGCGACCUUGAUGAAUGUAAUGUUUUGGUUGGAGUCUGUGUAGAUAGGUGUCCUAAAUUUAGAAGUGGGUGAAGCGGGUAAAUUUGUCAUUUUCCAACAGCUAUUUCUGCGUCGUCUGGUGCUUGAGUGCUGCUGGAUAUUGGUGGUGGAAAUCUUUGUCAAAACGUGGAUAAUUGGCUCCAAAUCAGAGGAUUAUGGAAAAGGUGUCGUCGGUGUGAUGUAGCCCCAGCGUCGACCGCCGCCGCACUAUGCCGCGCUCACGCUCCAGCGACUCUGCGCAGUAUGAGGACCUGUCGGCGCUGGCCGGCAGCGGCCCGCCCGGCUCCCUGCUCAGCCAGGUGGCGGACGUGCGCGACCCGGGCGACCAGCUCGAGAUGACGGCCUCCACCGCCGGCGUGGUGCCGGACGACACGUUCACCGUGGACCAGGCGGUGAACGCCAUCGGCUUCGGCCGCUUCCAGAUCCGCCUGUCGCUCAUCACGGGCCUGUGUUGGAUGGCCGACAGCAUGGAGAUGAUGAUCCUCUCCAUGCUGUCACCGGCGGUGCAGUGCUCCUGGCACAUCUCCGAGUGGAAACAGGCCUUCAUCACCACCAUCGUGUUCCUGGGCAUGAUGCUCAGCUCGCCCUUCUGGGGCAAGUUCAGCGACAAGUACGGCCGGAAGACGACGCUGGUCAUGUCUGGCUCGUUCCUCUUCUUCUACGGCUUCCUCUCGUCGUUCGCGCCCACAUACGUCUGGCUGCUGCUGCUGCGCGGUCUGGUUGGCUUCUGCGUGGGCGCCAUCCCCCAGGCCGUCACCUUGUAUGCAGAGUUUUUGCCUGUGAAGCAAAGAGGAAAGUGCGUUAUUUUAUUGGAGUGUUUCUGGGCGCUGGGCGCCUGUCUGGAGGUGCUGCUGGCGCUGUUCGUGAUGCCCACGCUCGGCUGGAAGUGGCUGCUGGGCCUCUCCUCGCUGCCGUUGCUGCUCUUCACGCUCAUCUGCCCGUGGCUGCCGGAGAGCGCCCGCUUCCACGCGGCCAGCGGGCAGUCGGAGCGGGCGCUGAGUACACUGAAGCAGCUGGCCGACGAGAACGGCCGGCCCAUGCUGCUGGGCCGGCUCACCGUCGACGACGUCAGCACGGUGCGGCGCGGCGAGAUCCGCGACCUGCUGGUGCCAGAGCUGCGCAGCACCACCCUGCUGCUCUGGUUCAUAUGGUGGGCCAGCGCCUUCUGCUACUACGGCAUCGUGCUGAUGACCACCGAGCUGUUCGAACUCUCCGAGGAGGACCUGUGCAGCGCUCCGCAGGGCUGGGAGGGCGCCGAGGUGUGCCAGGCGUCGUGCAAGACACUGCAGCAGGAGGACUACAUCGAUCUGCUCUGGACGACGCUCGCCGAGUUCCCAGGGAUAUUCUUCACCAUCCUGAUCAUCGAGAGGUUCGGCCGCAAGAAGACAAUGGCCACCGAGUUCCUCAUUUACACGCUGACCAUUUUCACGCUGUUCUUUUGCGUGAAGAGCCGAGCCGUGCUGACGGUGACCCUGUUCGUCUGCCGGGGCAUUAUCGCCGGCAUGUUUCAAGCAGCCUAUGUCUACACUCCCGAGGUGUACCCGACCACCCUGCGCGCGGUCGGCGUAGGGGCCUGCAGCGGGUUCGCGCGGCUCGGCGCCAUGGUGACCCCGCUCAUCGCUCAGGUGGUGGUGCGGACCUCGGUGCGGUACGUGGCGCUGGUGUACGGCUGCGUGGCGCUGCUGAGCGCCGCCGCGGCGCUCCGCCUGCGCACGGAGACGAGCGGCCGGCCCAUGGCGUGACGUCACCGCGGAUCCUCCGGCGUGACGUCACCGCCGCUCCUUCCUCCCCGCCCAGUCCUGCCGCCGCCCCGCACACUCGGUCCG
Molecule: messenger RNA, 1871 nt
Organism: Pollicipes pollicipes
Lineage: Eukaryota; Metazoa; Arthropoda; Thecostraca; Pollicipedomorpha; Pollicipedidae
Product: synaptic vesicle 2-related protein
Exons: 13
Coding region: 255-1787 (510 amino acids)
Biological process (GO): transmembrane transport
Cellular component (GO): membrane
Molecular function (GO): transmembrane transporter activity
Source: RefSeq, a predicted model, not a curated record